Molecule: messenger RNA, 1230 nt
Organism: Pocillopora damicornis (cauliflower coral)
Lineage: Eukaryota; Metazoa; Cnidaria; Anthozoa; Scleractinia; Pocilloporidae
Product: trafficking protein particle complex subunit 3
Biological process (GO): Golgi vesicle transport
Cellular component (GO): TRAPP complex
Source: RefSeq, a predicted model, not a curated record
GUAGCGAAAGUAGCCAUGUUUUACUCUGGCAGUGGGUAACCUUCGUUGUUUUAACUUGAUUUUCAAAUUUUCUCCGUUUUGAAAAUUUGAAUUUAUCACAAUGUCUCGUCAAUCGACUGUUCGUGCCGACAAUAGAAAAGUGAGUGCAGAGCUGUUUGUCCUGACACACGGAGCACUUGUAGCACAGCUGGUUAAAGACUAUGAGAGUGAUGAAGAAGUGAACAAGCAGCUUGACAAAAUGGGUUAUAAUAUUGGCGUGCGAUUAGUAGAGGACUUCUUGGCAAGAUCCAAUGUUGGAAGGUGUCAUGACUUUCGAGAAACUGCCGAUGUUAUUGCCAAGUUGGGAUUUAAAAUGUUCUUGGGUAUUUCACCAGUGGUAACAAAUUGGAGUGCAGCAUCAGAUGAAUUUUCCUUAAUACUAGACAACAAUCCCAUGGCAGAGUUUGCUGAGUUGCCAGAAGGACAUGAAGGACUUCUUUUCUCCAACAUACUGUGUGGUGUCCUGAGGGGAGCCCUUGAAAUGGUACAAAUGGAAGUUGAUGUUUGGUUUGUUCAUGAUUCGUUAAGAGGCGACGAGACAACAGAAAUUAGACUCAAGUUUAUAAAGAAGUUAGAAGAUGCUCUCCCCGCUGGCGAGGACUAAUACUACAUUUAUACCAUGUAUAACACUCUGUAUAGGAGAUAUUUUAAACGAAAAACUCAAACAACGAUUGUCUGCUACUGAAAUGUUAUGCAAUCCUACAUUUAUUAGUAGGCUUUGCGUGUUGUCACGGAUGAUGCAAAAUUUCGGAUAGGUAAUUUUAAUGACUUUCUUUGAACCAAUGUCGAGUUGAUCGUUGAAAUAUCGAGAAGUUUUUGGAAAACCGAAGGAACUGAAGUCGUCAUUUACUUAUGACUUGAUGAGCUAUUUUGGUGUUUAAUUGUAAACUAUGUUUAUCACUCAACAUUCAAUACAUCAGAAAACAUCUCAUUUCUCCUUUAAAACACGUAAAAAAUUCUUUGAUGAAAUAGAUGAAGGAAUACUUGGGUUAUUUUAAAUUAUUGUGGUUAAAUAUAAAUGUUCUUUUAGAAAUCAACUUAUUGUUGUGAGCAGACGAGGAAAAAAAAACACUCUAGAAACAACUCGUUAAGGCCUCUUAGGCGCUUUCUAGUAGUGAAGAAUUUUCCACGACGUCACUAUUGCGUGCUGUAAUACAUAUGACAUUAAAUUUUAAAUAGCUUUGCAGGAUA